UCACUCUCCCGGCUCUUUCCCCCUUCUCCUGCUGUUUGCAGAAAUAAAAACCCCACGUCCGAAGUGCUUCUAACGCGUGAGGCGCACAGAGCAGACCUUAAAGGGAGGGGGUCCGGGGGAGGGGAAUCGUCCUCAGUGGGUCGCUUUUGCAGCAGCAGCUGGUGCUCGUGGCUUGCCUGUGCCUGGAUGCUCUGCUCUCCCCCUCUCGGAAAGCUAGUCCCCGACUCGAGCGGAGGGCUCUAUUGUUAUUUAUUGUGUGGCUGUGUUGCACGCUGUGCCUGCUGCUGCAUGGGGCUGGCUGGCCGGGUAGAGAGGGAAAGAGGGAGUGCGUAAAGGGAGGGACAGGCAGACUCACCCGCCCGCAGUGGGGGGAGCCCCUUAGCUGGCACCGCCGGGCCGUUUCCAGCGGAGAGCCCAAAGUUUUCCCUGCUGGAGAGGACAGCGCUGGAGCAGCGGCAGCCUUUUGCUUAGGAGCUGGGUACUUGUUUCCGCAUCACAUACUCUUUCUGCCGCAAUCUAAGAACUGCUUAUCUGAGCAAAUCCUGCCCGUGACUGCGCUGGAGAUGAAAAGGGGUUAAAUCCCUUGCAAGACUUCUCCAUCAUGAAGGAAUAUGUGUAAAGACCACAGCUGGUAACCCUCACUGAAACAUGGCACAGUGACAAUCAUUGACAAAAGAGUGAAGCCAUUCAGGGUAAGAAAAUUGACCUUUUUGGUUGGCUGCAGUUGAAGAUUGCCUUACAGGAGUCACUAGAAAGGUUUGUGAGUCAUGAUGCAAGAAUCUGGGACUGAGACAAAAAGUAAUGGUUCAGCCAUUCAGAACGGUGCAAGCAGUGGCAACCACUUGCUAGAGUGUGGCCUUCGGGAAGGGAGAUCGAAUGGGGAGACCCCUUCUGUAGACCUUGGUGUGGCUGAUCUAGCCCAUCUUCAGCAACAGCAGGCUCUUCAGGUAGCAAGGCAGCUUCUAUUACACCAGCAGCAGCAACAUCAGCAACAGCAACAACAGCAGCAAGUCAGUGGGCUAAAAUCACCCAAGAGGAAUGACAAACAGCCAUCCCUUCAGGUCCCAGUGUCAGUGGCUAUGAUGACACCUCAAGUUAUCACUCCACAGCAAAUGCAGCAGAUCCUCCAGCAGCAAGUCCUAACUCCACAGCAACUUCAGGUCCUGCUCCAGCAACAGCAGGCACUCAUGCUUCAGCAGCAGCAGCUUCAAGAAUUCUAUAAGAAACAACAGGAGCAGUUGCAGCUUCAACUUUUACAGCAACAGCAUGCAGGAAAACAACCUAAAGAGCCACAGCAGCAACAGGUGACAUCCCAGCAGCUGGCUUUUCAACAGCAGCUUUUACAGAUGCAACAGUUGCAACAACAGCACAUCCUGUCUUUGCAGCGCCAAGGUCUGCUAACGAUUCAGCCGGGCCAGCCCACCUUGCCGCUGCAGCCUCUUGCUCAAGGCAUGAUCCCAACUGAACUGCAGCAACUCUGGAAAGAAGUGACAGGUUCUCACACAGCAGAGGAGGUUGUAAGCAACAACCACAGCAGUUUGGAUCUAUCUACAACGUGUAUCUCUUCCUCAGCAUCUUCUAAGACACCCUUAAUAAUAAACCCACAUGCCUCAACCAAUGGACAGUUAUCAGUCCACACUCCUAAAAGAGAGAGUUUAUCCCACGAAGAGCACUCUCAUAAUCAUCCACUUUAUGGGCACGGAGUAUGCAAAUGGCCGGGCUGUGAAGCAAUAUGCGAAGAUUUCCAGUCAUUUCUAAAACAUCUCAACAGUGAGCAUGCGCUGGAUGAUAGAAGUACAGCCCAAUGUAGAGUACAAAUGCAGGUUGUACAACAGUUAGAGCUGCAGCUGGCAAAAGACAAAGAGCGCCUGCAAGCGAUGAUGACACACCUACACGUGAAGUCGACUGAACCAAAAGCUACCCCUCAGCCUCUAAAUCUUGUCUCUAGCGUCACACUUUCAAAGACUGUGUCAGAGGCUUCUCCACAGAGCUUACCUCAUACCCCGACCACCCCAACGGCGCCCAUCACUCCUGUCAGCCAGGGGCCUUCUGUCAUCACUACCACAAGCAUCCACAACGUGGGGCCUAUCCGAAGGCGGUACUCUGACAAAUACAAUGUGCCCAUAUCUUCAGCAGAUUUUGCACAGAACCAAGAAUUCUACAAGAAUGCCGAGGUUAGGCCGCCCUUUACGUAUGCAUCCUUAAUUAGGCAGGCCAUUCUUGAAUCUCCUGAAAAGCAGCUAACACUAAAUGAAAUCUACAACUGGUUCACGCGGAUGUUUGCCUACUUCAGACGGAAUGCAGCCACGUGGAAGAAUGCAGUGCGUCAUAAUCUUAGUCUUCACAAGUGUUUUGUGCGAGUAGAAAACGUUAAAGGGGCGGUAUGGACAGUGGAUGAAGUAGAGUUCCAAAAACGAAGGCCACAAAAGAUCAGUGGAAGUCCCUCACUUAUUAAAAACAUGCAGACCAGCCACACCUACUGCUCACCUCUCAGUGCUGCUUUACAGGCUUCAAUGGCUGAGAACAGUAUACCUCUGUACACUACUGCUUCCAUGGGAAACCCCACUCUGGGCAGUUUAGCCAGUGCUAUGAAGGAAGAGCUUAAUGGUGCAAUGGAGCAUGCGAACAGUAACGGGAGUGACAGCAGUCCGGGACGUUCUCCUAUGCAAGCAAUGCACCCUGUGCAUGUUAAAGAAGAACCAUUAGAUCCAGACGAAAAUGAAGGACCACUAUCCUUAGUGACCACAGCCAAUCACAGUCCAGAGUUUGAUCACGACAGAGAUUACGAAGACGAAAAUGUAAACGAGGACAUAGAAUGAGUAUGUCUGUGGUCAGGAUCCUGUGAAUGAAGAUUGUGGGGAGGGAGGCAAAAACACAUACUUUAAAAUUAGCUGUGAAAUCUCUCCCCACUAUUGUACAGUCUGGAGGAUACUCUCGGUCCAUUUUGACAGCUAUAAAAUAUGUUAACUCUUAGUGCCAUCAAGUAUCCCAUUUGGGAGUAUUUUUGAUUUUUCUACUUUUUGUUGAGAAAAACAAAACAAAAACAAAGGAGUUUGUACUCUGUGCAUUGGAUGGACUUGUUUGGUACUUGGGAUUCCCUCUCACAGUCGACAUCAGUGUUGUAAAUUUAUUCAACCAAUUCGCUUCUCUACUAUUUGGCAGCAGACUUUGGACUGCAGUUCUUUCAGUUUGGGACGCUGAAGACAUCGAGCUGAGCAUGUGCACAUAAUUUGCAGAUAAAGCCUUUGCCCAGAUUUUAAGGAUUCCAAUGGACAACAUAUUUGCACAGUAUCGCAUGUUGAUUAUCACUGCCUUUUACUUCUUCUUUUCCUUUCUUCUUCUUCUUCUUCUUCUUCUUCUUUUUUUGCUUCCAUUUGGGAUGGGAAAGUAAGUCCGGGUGUGUGCGUGUGUGUGCACAUGUGUACAUGCACAUGUGAGUAUGUAUACAGAACAGAGGUUAAAACAAAUGCUCCCCAACUUUUUAGUGUAUAGCUUUGGAUCCCCUCCCCCCCACUUCUACACCUUUUUAAGUUCUGACCUCAGGCCUCAGGAGGGCCAGGGCCUUUUGAGGCUUAAUGUUUCCUGUACUUUUGUGAUGAAUGUUAUUAGGUGUUUUUUAUUAUACGAAGCUGAAUGUCCUUUGAAUUGUUUGUAGUUCUUCUUUUUUUUCUGCCAUUCAUUCCAGUUUCCUUCAGAUGCCAUCCCAUUUUCUUUAGCUGUGGAAAACAUUCCAUUUGGGGAUAUGUUGAACCCCCUCCUUCCCUUGGGGAAAAAAAAAAAGAAGGUUCUCGUGUUGCUGCUUUAAUCCAUGCGCAAAGUUAUCUGCCAACAGAAAGCGAGGCAGUGCUGCAAGAGUGAGAAUGAAAGGCAAACCAGCAGAGAAGUUGUGUAGGAUGUGGAGCAAAUUUAUUCCACAAGGCAGUAUACGUUGUAGUCAUUGUUUUGGAAGUUGUUUUUUGUUUCGCAGUAAUGACGGUUCUCAACAAACGUUACAAAACCGAGCAGCACAAGAAAAAACAAAACAAAACCCUGAACGUGCAGAAACAAAGUUUCUUUUGUCAGUAAUGAUUUGCGCAACAUCCAGUUCUUUAGAUUUCUGGGCCAUCAAUCGCUUCUAGGAUAUUUAAAAUGACCAUAUCUCAUGCCUAGAUGUGUAUUGUGGUCCGCAUUUGCACACAUUGUGUGUGUGUGAGUGAGUGUCUUUAAAAUCACGUUAAACAGGAGUUCAAGGAUUGCUAGGUAGAAUCCACUUCAUUUGGCUAUUAAUUAGAUUUCAAGUGCAACUUGUUGGGAAGUCAAGAAGGCUGACUAGUCAUAAAGUGUUAAUAAUUUUAACUGGGCAAAUUCUGUCACUGCAGUAAGGAUUGUUAUGCAAUAGCAUACCAACCAGUAUGAAAAAAAAAAAUGAACAAUUGGAAACCUGUGGGUAAAUUGGCGCUGAGUUUCUGUUGAAGGUGAACAGUGUUCUUCAGAGCAAAUGCAUGCCAACAACUGCUGUGAAAGCAUUAGUCCCCCUUAAUCACUGGACACGAAACUGGUUUUGUCCUCCAACCACUUCUCUGUAGCUCACUUAUUUAUGUUGGACUAUAGCUUUUUUUUAAUUUCAAAAGCCUUUCGGAACUUAAUUUAUACCCUACUUUGUCCCCUUCCCGCCCCUAAAAUUACCAAAGAAUAUUACACUAAGGUAAAUUAUGUUCUCUGUUAUAUGCUUUAUCUUAAGAAGCCAAAUAUCCUCUUAUUGUUGAUCAAAGGAGGUGAAAGAAUUUAGUAACAAAUGACAAGAUAUGGGCUAUGGCUAACCUGAGAAGGAAAACUGUUCCAUUUAUUAGGGUAUAAUUUAGAAGACCAAGUAGAUGGCUGAACCAAAGUUGUGUUGUUGUUUUUUAAUUUGUGUUCCUUUACCAUGACCAAAUGAAUUACUGUAAUGAGAGAGCUUUUGAGGCUACAGUUAGGGAACAGUAUUGAGUGAAGGGAGCAUCCCAGGGCAGCUUUCCAUCACGAAAAAAAGAAUAGUCUGGGGUCCCCCCCCAGAAAAAAAAGAAUCUAUCUGAGAAAGGUAAGAAGACAGUUCCGUAAUCUAUAGAGGACCUCCCACAACUUUAACUGGGCUAUCUAAGAAUCUCUCACUAAAAUUUGUUAAUUCUUUUCAUUUGCUCUUUGGCCUUUACUAAAUCCUAUUCACUUUUGCUAACAGCCAAUGCCAGGACAAUUUCUUUUUAAUUUGGUUUAUGUGCAUAAGAUUUUCGUGUGAUGGCGACUGUUGUUGUCCCCCCCCCCCCCCCUUUGGUCAGCAUCUUUCAUGUGAAAUAACACUCCUGUCCGCUUGUAAUCUUUGAUACCAUUCGAGUCAGUGGGAGAGUUGCCAGUAAUGUCAACUGGAUGCAAAAAGUGUUUGCUGACAGUUAAAUAUUUAAAGUCAUGAUACUUUUUUUUGUGUGGGGGGGUCCCUUCCCUCCCCCCUUUUUUUCAUUUAAAGAAGGGCAGUCUGUAGUCACUUCAAACGUUUUCAAAACAAACCUUAUUCAGGCAGCUCCAUGACGUGCAGGAGGUAGCCAGAUGGGAUCACAAGAAGGAUAUCUAUCCCCUGUGCUUCAAAACUGAGUGGUUUUGCUGGUUAGCUUGGUAUUCAAAAGGGGAUAAAAAUCUGGUAGAUUAGUUCAUUCUCCGCAUGUGUAGCUAGACAUGAGUAAAGAUAACAGCAUGAGAAACUGUUAGUACGCAUACCUCAGUUCAAACUGUUAGGGAAUGAGUAAAUAAAAUUAAAAAAAAAUACAUUUCACUCAGUUGCACUUAGUUGUAUGUCUUGCAUGCAUAGUCUAAAGACUGUAGCAAAAUAAAAAAAAACGAGAAAAGGAAAUAAAAAAAAUUAGACUUACCAUACCAUGCAGGUAUCCAUAUUCCUGCAGAAGAACCAAGAGAAAAAAAAAUAUCUCAGGCUUUACAUCAAGCAAAUGUUAUUUUUUACAAAUUUCUGAUUCUGUGUCCCUUUGGAUAUAUUUAAAAAAAAAACUGCUCCUCUAGGGUGGGGUUUAUUAUGUUGUACAUAUAUAGCCCAAAUGUGUCUCUGUGAUCCUUUCGUCUUUUUGGUGGGUGGGAGGUAGGGGGUGGGGUGGCAGGGGAAGGAAAUGGAGGGGAAAGUCCUUUUUUUUUUAAAAAAAAAGAUAUCAUUCCUCAAAAGGAAUAAAUGCAUACCUGUUUUUCAAACCACCUUUUGCUUUCUGUGCAACUGCUUUAUAUUAACUAUACUUUUAAAAAAAUGCUUUGGGGGGAAAAUCCUACUGUAUGUAAUGGAAUUGCAGAAUAUGCUGCACAUGUAUUUUAUUUAGCUAUCCUUGCUUUAAGACUAUUGGAUGACAUUUGCUGAUAUGUGGGAGAAAAUCCCGGAUGCUUUGUUUUGGUUCUGCCAGGGGAAAGUUCCCCACCCCUUCUUUUUUCUUUUUGGCUUCUAAAAUGUAACAUAGUUGACAGAUGAUCCCUCCUCCCCCCCUUAUGGAUCAAAUCAUUUUUGUACAGGUUUUUGUUGUUGUUGUUGUUGUUGUUUUAUGCUGUUCUUUUUUUAAAAAAAAUACUUUCCCCACCCCCACCCCUUCUGUUCUCCUACCACUGCCUAUUUCAGGCUCUCUUAAAGAAAAAUGGGGGGGGGGGGGGAAGAAAAAAGUUGUUUCAAAAACGUUUUCUCCUGCUGCAGUAAAUACUUUGCAUGAUGAAUUCAAGGUCACACUUUCAAAGUUUAUCAGUGAAGUAGUGAUUAAUAAUGAGAGUGUCAAAAUUAUUGAACUUUUGUAUAAAAAAAAUACUUUACAAGGUGCCAAGAUGUAAAGACAAUUUGUUACAUGUUUCUUUUUUCUUUUCUUUUUCUCAAAGGAAAGCAUACAUUAUGAAAGUAGUACCAUGUUUCAGGUUAACUGUUGUCAGGAAUGAGAGUCGAAGCCUACCUUUGCCCCCCCCCCUUCACAUACAAACACAAACACACACUUUCUGCCUCAGAAAAACAUCUACCGCUCUACAGAUCUAAUGGAACCCACUUCCUUUCUCAGAGAAACGAGCAGCGCUGCUGUUAACUCUGGUAAUCUAGUGUGAUAUGGGAGAGGGGUAUUCUCCAACAGGUGGACUCUGAAUGAAGAAGCAGGCAUAUCGCCCCCUGAGCUUCAAUUGUAUAUCUGUCUCAGGCCCCCUCCCCACAAAAAGCAAUACCCUGUGUACAACUGAUGUAAUGGUUACUCCCUACGCAAUGACUUGUAACUGUGGUAGAAGAGAUCCCCACAUAACCUGUAUUCCUUUAUCUGGAUCAGGCCAGCACAAUUUCAGAUAUGAAAAACCUACUGGAUUUCUUCAUCAGAAGCAGGAAGAAAGGGGAAAUGAGGCGGAUGUUAAGGGUGGGGGCGUUGUAUUCUCCCUGUGGAGAAUCCAACCAUAGUACCCAUAACUAGAUAUCAGGAUAGGAGGAAUGCUGGGGAAGGGGAGGGAGGGUUAUUAUUCAGCAAAUAAUACAGAUCAUUAGAUAUUUUAUAUAUAAUUAUAUCAAAAGUUCUGAAAAAAAAUCCCUAAUUUUAAACUGUUGUAGCUUUCAGAAUGCUGUUCAUCUGCAUUCCUUAUAGCAUGGAGGAUAUGUGUUAAACCCUUUUGAAUAGUCUUUGGUACCUUUUGGUUAAUGUACUCGGACAGAGUUUUUAGAUGUUGCAGUAAUAAUUUCUCAUUCUCGUCUUGGAAAAAUUAACAUCUGCCAAUCUGUUUGCCAUCUUGAACAAGCCCAGAGUAGGAUACGGAAUAUCUCCUUCCCAUAAGCCUUGAUGAAAAUGGUACAGUCCAGACUGUUAGCAUGGUGCUUCAUGUGUAUGUGCUGCCAGUAACAAAAUUCUCCUUUUUUAUUUUUUAAAUUGGUUUUUUUUUGAGGCAUACAAGAAACUCAUUCCUUACAUCAACUGUAAUUCCAUCAUUCCAUGUCUGUUGAUGCAGACAAAAUGUUGUGUAGUCAGUAAUUAUUACUGACAUUCUAGCAUUCUCUAAUGCAAUAAAAGUGCUGGUUGUUCACACUGGUGAUACAUGUU
This is a messenger RNA of Sphaerodactylus townsendi, 8048 nucleotides long. It is a transcript of the gene FOXP1, whose product is annotated as forkhead box P1. The transcript has 21 exons. Gene Ontology annotation, molecular function: RNA polymerase II cis-regulatory region sequence-specific DNA binding; DNA-binding transcription repressor activity, RNA polymerase II-specific. Lineage: Eukaryota; Metazoa; Chordata; Lepidosauria; Squamata; Sphaerodactylidae. Gene Ontology annotation, biological process: regulation of transcription by RNA polymerase II. The coding region runs from base 768 to 2819 and encodes 683 amino acids. The record is from RefSeq and is a predicted model, not a curated record. Gene Ontology annotation, cellular component: nucleus.